This is a messenger RNA of Dovyalis caffra, 1239 nucleotides long. NCBI's taxonomy places the organism in Eukaryota, Viridiplantae, Streptophyta, Magnoliopsida, Malpighiales, Salicaceae. The record is from the annotation of a GenBank genome assembly.
AUGAUGGAUCUUGAAUUGUUCAAAAGGGGUUCAGAGUUGUCUAGGAGACAAAAGAAAUUGUUAAUUUUACUAGCUGUGUUUGGUGUAUCUGGCUAUGGGGUUUACAAGGUGUAUAACUUGCCUGCUGUGAUAAGGAAAAGGAGGAGAUUUUUGAAACUUAUGGGAGCUAUGAUUUCUAUUGCUGAAAUGGUUUCUGAUUCAACGGAGACUAUUAGUAUUGUCUCCGAGGAUUUGAAGGAGUUUUUGCAAUCUGAUUCGGAUAAAAUCCCCAAUAGUUUAAAGCAAAUUUCGAAAAUUGUAAAAUCGGAUGAGUUUUCCGAGUCUUUAAUUAGGGUUACUCAGGCCUUGACUGUCGGGGUUCUGCGAGGGUAUAAUUUGGGUUCUGGAAAUGAUAAAUUAGGGAUUGGUUCGGGGAAUUCGAGUUUUUCUAAUAGGGUGAUGGAGAGGUUGCUUUCUAAUGAGGGGACCGGGUUUGUUUCUGUUGUUGUUGGUAGUUUUGCGAGGAAUUUGGUUUUGGGGUUUUAUUCGAGUGGUGGGGGUCAAUUGGGGUCGAGUGUCUCGGAUGUGCCUGGAUGGAUUGGUGUGGUUAGUGACGAUCGGUGUAGGGAGCUCAUUGCUGAUUGCAUACAUAAGUUUGUGAGCACCGCGGUUGCUGUUUAUCUUGAUAAGACGUUGCAGAUCAAUACUUAUGAUGAGCUUUUCACUGGCUUGACAAAUCCAAAGCAUAAAAACAAUGUGAGGGACGUUCUGGUGUCAAUCUGCAAUGGAGCUGUGGAAACUCUUGUGAAAACAUCUCACCAAGUUUUGACUGCAAGUUCGAGUGAAAAAUCGGGUUCGGCUUGUUCAAUUGUUGAGCAGGGUGAAGAAUUGAGUGCGACAAAAGAUGGUUAUCUCAAGCGAGAAACAUGUAUGCAAGAUGGAAACUUUGUUGAUGGGGUUCAGAGUGGUGGAUGGGUUGGCAAGGUUUCAUCUACUUUGUCAGUGCCAAGUAAUAGGAAGUUUGUGCUUGAUGUGACUGGGAGGGUGACAUUGGAAACGAUAAGAUCCAUUGUGGAGUUCAUACUGUGGAAGAUGUCAGAUGGGGUGAAAAGAAGUCUCAAUGUGGUUCAGGAAGAGGUUGUAGACAGGGGACUUGAAGUAGUUAGAUAUGUUGGGGCUAAGUCCUCUGUUAUCGUUACAGUAUGCCUUGCCUUGUAUUUACAUGUUCUGGGUGGCACUAAGGUUCUCUUACCUGCUUAA